UGACACAGCUCCAACCCAUGCACAUCGAUCCAACUUAAUUUGACAGCAACUCGAUCGAUCACUGCUCCUCUCUUAGUUCUCUUCUUCUGUAGCAAGUACCACCACUGGCAAAGCUACGACUGUGCGAGCUUGCAGCUGAGUACUCAGUCAUGAGCAUGACGAGCCCCAGACUAAAGCUCUUCGGCUUCCACGUCUCCGAGGAGGAGACGACGGAGCACGAGCUCGAACAGGAGCAGUACGAGGCCGAGCCGGAGAACGCGCCGGUCUGCGGCAACGGCGGCGGAGGCGGCGGGUCGGACUCGUCCUCGUCGUCUACAACGACCACCACGGCCACGGCGGGCGGCGACGGGCGGAGGUACGAGUGCCAGUACUGCUGCCGCGAGUUCGCCAACUCGCAGGCGCUCGGCGGCCACCAGAACGCGCACAAGAAGGAGAGGCAGCAGCUCAAGCGGGCGCAGCUGCAGGCGGCGGCCGCGGCGGCCGGCCGGGUCGCCGGCGGCGCCACUGCGCUCUACCCUCGCGCCAACCCGAUGGUGUCCGCCUUCGCUCCGACCCCGCACCUCCUCGGCGGCGGCGAAGCGGGGCCCACGAGCUGGGUCUACUUCUCCCCACGCGCCGCCGCCGUCGCCGGCGGGGCGCAGGGGCAGCAGUUCCACGUUUCCCACGGCUGCGUAUUCCCCUCCCGCGCCGGUCCUGCCGCCGUGACCGCCUCGCCGGCCGUGUUCUCGUACACCCCGGCGGCCUCUGCCGCCGCCGCCGCCGCCGCUGCGGCGCCCUACGUGACGGACGACCAUCACGGACGGAGGAUCCACGCCAGCUCUGCGGCCAGCCUCGCGAGAUAUCCCGGCAUGGCCGGGCCAGCGAUGGUGGUGGCAGAACCGGUGGCCGCCGUGCCGGAGGACACCCUGGGGCUUGACCUCCAGCUCAGCCUUGCACCCGCCGGCUUGUGACUUCUCUCCACCGGCCGCUUGCGUUUGCGUCGUCGUCGACGUCGAUCCACCACGACCGCGCGCGCGAGAGAGCUAUAGCUAGCUACUGUUAAUUACUAUGGUAAAAAAUGGAAUUAAUUACCUACUAGCUUCCUACGUCCGUACUAAGAUCACUCCCUGGCUAGGUAAUUAGCACUAGUACUACUACUUAUUAAGAGUAAAUUAAGUAUUUUUAGCUUCUUGGACUUGGAGAGCUGCAUGUAAGCCGCCUGUAACUCCUGUUCAUGUUCAGCUUAUUGAUAUGCAUGAUUUCAGAGAGAUCAAUGACCAUGAACCCCAUGUAAAUUUCUGCCCAAUUUU
Messenger RNA from Oryza brachyantha (malo sina), 1289 nucleotides. Its product is annotated as zinc finger protein GIS3-like. Gene Ontology annotation, molecular function: DNA-binding transcription factor activity; transcription cis-regulatory region binding. Bases 150 to 950 code for a protein of 266 amino acids. The transcript has a single exon. Gene Ontology annotation, biological process: trichome morphogenesis; cytokinin-activated signaling pathway; gibberellic acid mediated signaling pathway. Gene Ontology annotation, cellular component: nucleus. The record is from RefSeq and is a predicted model, not a curated record. Lineage: Eukaryota; Viridiplantae; Streptophyta; Magnoliopsida; Poales; Poaceae.